GGAAUGCCAGUUACAUGGCAUAAAGUUCUGAUUGAUGCCAUUCUGGCUUGGCACUGUGGCUUACAAUGUCGAGUAUAAAGAGAUCUACGUGCGCUGCCUCCCUGAUACUACCACAAGUCGUCAUUAGACCCCAUGGAUCCACAAGGUGAUAAUUUAUCCUCCCAAACCCUUCCUGCCUCCUUCUCUUUAGAGAGUAGUAUGAGUGCUCCAAAAGCCGAAUCAAACAUGAGUGGCCCGGCUGCAACAUCUACUUUCCCCGAACCGAGUAUCCGAACUAGUUCGCCUCCAGCCUCCGAUAUGGAUAUGGACACCACCACCAACCGACCUCCAUCUCUGCCACCUCAGAGCCCUCCAAGCUCUCAUCGUCCAGAGACAGUGCUGCCCCGUCUUACGCGCCUCCGUCUCCAAGAAGGGUUGCGUGACUCGGGUCGGACUGGCGUCUCAACAGAAGAGAUUUUAAGCAUCGACGAUUCCGGUCACCGAACCGCCGACGAUAUCCUCCUUUGCAUUGGUCAAUCCUUCAACGAGCCGCAGCCUCCCUCUCAACUGGAAUCAGACGUGGUAAUGCAGCGCGACCCCUCAACUGCCGCAGCGCCUCCGUCCGACCCGAUUGCGAAGGCACUCACCGAAAUGCAUACCGAUAACAAGAAACGUCUCGCUGAGCGCCGCCGAAGGCGUGCCGUCAACGGCUCUCGGAGCGGACGGGCUCAUCCCAAACCCCGUCGCUGACUGACAAGAG
Molecule: messenger RNA, 739 nt
Organism: Ilyonectria robusta
Lineage: Eukaryota; Fungi; Ascomycota; Sordariomycetes; Hypocreales; Nectriaceae
Exons: 2
Coding region: 133-729 (198 amino acids)
Source: RefSeq, a predicted model, not a curated record